Cajanus cajan (pigeon pea) is the source of this 1351-nucleotide messenger RNA. Its product is annotated as 3'-5'-exoribonuclease family protein. Gene Ontology annotation, biological process: nuclear polyadenylation-dependent rRNA catabolic process; U5 snRNA 3'-end processing; U4 snRNA 3'-end processing. NCBI's taxonomy places the organism in Eukaryota, Viridiplantae, Streptophyta, Magnoliopsida, Fabales, Fabaceae. Gene Ontology annotation, cellular component: nuclear exosome (RNase complex); cytoplasmic exosome (RNase complex). The record is from RefSeq and is a predicted model, not a curated record. Gene Ontology annotation, molecular function: mRNA 3'-UTR AU-rich region binding.
AAAUGCUUAGAGUAAAGAGAAACACGUUGUGUCUUCUUGAACCUGCUGCACAAGUAUCGUGACCACCGACCAUAGCCUCCUACGCCGCAUUUGAAAUUGUUGUUCCUCUGCCUCUGUUUUCAACCAAAGAAUCGAAUGGUGGGUUUAUCUGUAGGAGAACAACAUUUCAUCCAAGGUGGCAUUGCUCAAGAUCUUCGUUGUGAUGGUAGAAAGAGAUUGACAUAUCGACCAAUCUCUGUUGAAACUGGAGUGAUUCCCCAGGCAAAUGGUUCAGCAAGAGUCAGAAUGGGUGCCACAGAUGUCAUUGCCAGUGUUAAGCCUGAACUUGGAAAGCCAAGCUUGUUGCAACCUGACAAAGGAAAAGUCUCUAUAUAUAUUGAUUGCAGUUCGACUGCAGAGCCAGCUUUUGAGGGUAGAGGUGGUGAUGAGUUGGCAGCAGAACUGUCAAUUGCUCUUCAACGCUGUCUCUUAGGUGGUAAAAGUGGAGCAGGUGCUGGAAUUGAUCUCUCCUCGCUUAUUGUUGUCGAAGGGAAAAUUUGUUGGGAUCUAUAUAUUGAUGGGCUUGUUGUUAGUUCAGAUGGAAAUUUGUUGGAUGCUUUAGGUGCUGCCAUUAAGGCUGCUUUAAGCAAUACGGGUAUUCCAAGAGUCCAAGUUGCUGCUGGAACAUCAAAUGAUGAGCAACCAGAAGUUGACAUAAGCGACGAGGAGUUUCUUCAGUUUGACACAUCUGGAGUCCCUGUCAUAGUUACACUGACUAAGGUUGGGAGGCACUAUAUUGUGGAUGCAACAUCAGAAGAGGAAUCACAAAUGAGCUCUGCUGUUUCUAUCUCUGUUAAUAGGCAUGGGCACAUCUGUGGUAUAACCAAACGAGGAGGUGCAGGGCUGGAUCCAAGCAUCAUUCUUGAUAUGAUAUCUGUGGCUAAGCAUGUAAGCGAGCAAGUAAUAAACAAAUUGGAUUCAGAAAUAGCUUCUGCUGAAGCAGAAGAGGAGUCAUGACAUAGAUGAACUGGUGAUUGCUAGGGUGUACCGUAUUAUUCAAUUGUUUUGCAGAAAAUUUUGUAACUUGGUAACUGAAUAUUGAUUAGAGCUAUAAAUUGUAUGUUGGAAAUUGUAAUGUCUUCUGAGCUAUGUAUGAGGUCCUGACUUUAGCUUUGAGAUGGUUGUUUAAUGCCAUGCCAUUGCAAUGUUUUAAGCUGCAUUGAUAGUUGCAUUGUGGCGUUAAAGGUUGACAUGGCUCGCCAUGUUUGGAUCAGGCUUGUAAUAGCAAAGUGAUGCAUUUACGAUAGUCACUGCUGGAAAUGUAAAUGACAACAUCGGGUGAUGUGGACCCAGAUUUCAAUUUUCGCUUGAA